Messenger RNA from Corythoichthys intestinalis (scribbled pipefish), 8484 nucleotides. RefSeq names its product RAB23, member RAS oncogene family (gene rab23). NCBI's taxonomy places the organism in Eukaryota, Metazoa, Chordata, Actinopteri, Syngnathiformes, Syngnathidae. Gene Ontology annotation, molecular function: GTPase activity; GTP binding. The transcript is spliced from 7 exons. Bases 404 to 1111 code for a protein of 235 amino acids. The record is from RefSeq and is a predicted model, not a curated record. Gene Ontology annotation, biological process: vesicle-mediated transport.
GCAACCUAGCCGCUCUCGUGCGCUACGUAGCUAUCUCGCUGCAGCUAGAGCUUGCAGUGGGCGCUGAUGAUUUUUCAGCAAGUCAAAUUGCGACAUAAUAUUACUUUUACACCGACAUUGAUCUGGCUGUAUUAAUUUCUACUAGGAAGCUUCGCUCAUUGUAGUAGCUUUCGCAAGAGGACAUUAUCAGUAGGGAGAUAGGGUUUUUUUUUCCUUUUGCUGAGAAGGAGCUAACCGCGUUCAAGUCAUUUUAGCGUAAAGAGUCACUUUAUUCUGAAGACAGUUCAUCUGAUGUUGUCUAACGCACGAACGCCAUUUCAGAGGGUUUACGUCUAUGCUACACAUUGGUGAAUAAGUGCUCCAUCAACGUCAAAGUGAGAGGAGCAACUGAGGCUACGUCACCAUGCUGGAGGAGGACAUGGAAGUGGCCAUCAAGGUGGUCGUUGUGGGCAACGGUGCUGUGGGGAAGUCCAGCAUGAUCCAGCGUUACUGCAAGGGUGUCUUCACAAAGGAUUACAAAAAGACUAUUGGAGUGGACUUCCUCGAAAGGCAGAUAAUCGUCAAUGACGAAGAUGUUCGCCUUAUGUUGUGGGACACCGCUGGACAGGAGGAGUUUGAUGCCAUAACUAAGGCAUACUACCGUGGCGCCCAAGCAUGCGUGCUGGUGUUCUCUACCACGGACAGAGAUUCAUUUGUGGCUAUUGAUAACUGGAAGGAGAAGAUUGAAGCAGAGGUGGGAGAUAUUCCUACAGUUCUUGUGCAGAAUAAAAUCGACCUCCUGGAAGAAACUGUUGUUAAAAACGAGGAGGCGGAGGGUUUGGCCAAAAGACUUAAAUUGAGAUUUUAUAGAGCUUCGGUAAAAGAAGACUUGAAUGUAACAGAAUUGUUUAAAUACUUAGCUGAGAAGUAUCUUCAACAACUCAAACAGCAAACAGCAGAAGAGACAGAAGCAGUACACUCAACAAGCAAUAAAAUAGGAGUUUUUAAUACCACAAGUAGUAAUCAAAGCAGCCAGAGUUCCAGCAACGGCAGAGAAAUCAUCACACUGCGACCAAACAAACAAAGGACCAAGAAAAGGAGAAACCCAUUUGGCAGCUGCAGCCUCCUCUAAGACAAACACCUUUGUUUUUGUUUUUUGGGCCGAACAUCCACAGGUAGCCUCAGAUAGAAACCAAAGUGCAAAGACUGAAAAUCACCUUGUUACACUAACCUGACAUUUAAUAUCUUCACCUACCCACAUUGAUGGAUGGGUUUCAUAUCUAUAAUCUGCACAAUGUCAUCACUUCUCUUCACACUGUACUUACUGUACACAUACUGUAUAGUUUGUCAUGCUUACUGCCACAGAGAUUUUUUGGGGUGCAAAAGUUGUAUUUUCACACAAUUCUAAUCUUAUCACAGGCCAUUCGUCAUAAUUUUUUACAUAUAUUGUGAAAGCUUUGACAAUUUGAUUACUCUCAUUUAUCAUUUUCACGAUGAAGUAUACAGCAACCAUUAUAGGCCUACUCUUAAUCAUGCAUACUCUUAAUCGUGCAACUGCAUUUUUUCCUCUUCUAUAAUUAAUGCAUAAGGAUAUAUAAAUACGACCAUGCGUUCCAAGUUCUAUUGAAGUCAUGCAUUUAAUUGGAAUUACAGUGGUACGUCGACAUACGAUCCUUUCGACAUCUGACGUAAAAUUUGACUCGUCAUUUGUUCCGACAUAUGACAACAUGCUCGAAAUACGACAAUUUAUGACAGUGUCGCAAUUUCAUUGUUUUCCCCAAAGGCGUAGGUUUGCAUAGGGACGGUAGGGACAUAACACUAGCAACUUUUCAGGAUGCUCAAAUUGUCCCCACCAACUUUUAAGCAACCUUAUUUCCUUAUAUAAAGAGUUCAAGGUAAUUUAGAUUGUCUUACCAUAUGUUUUAAAGAUAGAAUAGACCCUACCAUUAUUAAGUGAAUUAUUUUCAAUAGGUUCAGACUUACAUCUUCCCUUUUCACUUGCUGAAUGUGCAAGUGUUUGGCAAUUCCUUACUACGCGGCGAAACAUCCACACAAUGCUCAGCGCGCUUGCACAAGCAUCCGCACACAUGCGCACAUCGAUUAUAAGGGGCGAGUACUCACUAUUUUUGUUUUUAGUACCUUUUUAUUUCCUCAAAAAUACUUUUUGCUUAUAUUACCCUCUCAUAUGUUAAACCAUUGUGGGUUUUUUUGUGUGAGCUUUGAAGCAGUUGACCACAUUAGUCAAGUAGCGUAUUUAAACGGUCCUUAUUUGAUAUAUACUAUAUGUAUUCUAUACAUAUACUACAUUUUAGUAUUUUUUAGGGCAUUUUUUUAGUACGAUCUGCCUGUAUGCGUCUAAACAAAACAGUUGAGAGCGCACGGUAGUAGUUUGGGUGUCAAAUUCGACUCAUGUAGGACGUUUCGCCGAUGGAACUCAUGUAGGACGUUUCGCCGAUGGAGGAGAUUUUGACAGAGCACCGGUCCAUUUUUUGCCCCUCAAACGAACAUUUGGUUGGUUGAUGACUUGAAUCCCCCCGUCCCGCCACAAACACACACACACAGAGACACGGUUACAACCCCGACAGAUUCAUGUCGACAACAUACCACCUUUGGAGAGGAGGGAUAUUAGAAGUUUUUUUUCGGCCAGCAGCAGCCAAUGUCAGUCAUGUAAAAAGACGUUAAUGUUGUGGAGGUGGGGGAAAACACCACUAAUUUUGCUACUGAAAGUCCGACCUGCAACCGUCAAAAUUACUGCGGUCAGGCCAGCCUCCACAAGGAACAAUGAAGUCAAGCUAGUUGUCCCUUUUUUGGAUCAUUGUUUGCAUUAUGUGCAUCACAAUAAUAUCGUCCCUACCAAUGUUGAAACCAAACCUACGCCCUUGGUUUUCCCGCAAGAAGGACACACGGCCUAUUUUCUUGUGAGAGAAAUCAACUUGGGUCCCAAGAAGGUUUGUGCAGGUGGUGUAAAACGAAAAAAGGUGAUGCUUAUUAUUGAAAUCAAGAUGGAAAUGAUAAAAAUAUGAGCGUGGUGUGUGCGUCAGUCAACUAGCUUGACAAUACGUCCGGCGUUCUGUCAGGUUUUGCACCCAAUCAUAAUUUGCGUAGUUGCAUAGUUUGCGGUUGUGCUCAUGCAUUACAAAUGGCCAUGAAUGCAGCAGGUCCAAAGUAAAUGCCACAAACGGUCUAUAAAGACAGAACUACAGUAUCUACUUACAUUUGGUCAUUGACGCACACAAAGGAAAGUUCUCCUCACACACAUCCUACCAUGUGGCUGCGCACAACUCGACUGCAUGCCAAUCUGUCACUGUUAACUCCGUGCCGUUAAGCAUUUAUUUAAGCCGUUUUUGUGUUAAACAUGUAUAUUUAACCCCUUCAGACCUGCAUUUUUUCUGCUGGGCAAAAAAAAAAAAAAAAAAAUCUGCGCUGAUUUUUACUCCACUCAUACACCAGAACACAGUGCAAUUUUUUGGCCAGGGAUAUUUCACGCUUUUAUUGGUUAUUUUUAAUGUUAAUGUUCAUGUGUUUUUGAUGAGAAAUGAGCACUUUACGUUAUCCUUUUUCAAGUUGCGUUUUCAAAGAGCCAAAAAUAGCAAAGCGGGCGUGCUAAACCUCAUGAUUUGAUUUCGGUGGGUAAAGUUUCGUCCAAUUAUCUCCCAGAAGUGGCAGUAGCAAAUAAUUCAGUGUAUUUAUUGGUUUAGAGACGCGACCACGUAAUGACCUUCAGCAGCAUGCUCUGGUCUGAAGGGGUUAAGAUGUACAGUAGCUUGUUUAUUUAGCGCCUUUGAAUAACAUUGAGAGCCCAAUUUAAUGUAAGUGUACUUAUUCACCACCAUAAAAGCUACGGGAGCAAAAUUUGACAGAACACCGGUGUUCUGCCAAAAUAUCCUACACGGUGAAACGUCUACCAAUGCCCACACUUAUGCGCACAUCAGUUAAAAGCACCUUAUAAGUUAAGGUGACAAUUUUUAUUGUUGUAACAUCGGCAAGGAAGGCGCCGGCUUCGUCUGUUUUUUAAUUUUUUGUUUCAGAACUUGUGCAGCACAACACGGCUACUGUCCGCCGCCAUAGCCGACGCCAACAACAAAAGAACAUGAAAAGUGAAAGUAAAAACUAUAUCGCACCUCUUUUACUCUGUCGUCAGUCAGACGGGGCGUUCAGGAACAGCAUGCAAAACACAACCACCAAAUUAGAACCCGAUUCGUUACAUAAUUAUUAUAAUAUAAUUAUUCUGAAUUUAAAAUGUAUUUGUUUUGCUAUUUGUAAUUGCUAUUUGUAAUCGUACCAGCAGUAUUUAUUAAGGAUUUAGUGUAGGUAUUGGGGCUGUGGAACGAAUUAAUGGAAUUAUAAUGUAUUCUUAUGAGAAAAUCAUGCUCUACAUACGACCAUCUCGACUUACAAACAAGGUCCUGGAAUGAAUUAAAUCCGUAUGUAGAGGUACCACUGUAUUCAUAUUUUAUUGCAUAUGCACAUUAACAUUUCGGCAGCACAUCUUUGUAUCAUACAGGAAAAAAUGAUUACUUUAAACCCCUCUCUAAGUUGUUGGUUUGAUGUAACUGUAAUGAAUUCAGUGAACUGUAUUUUUAUACAAAUCACAAAAGUGUUGAGUGAUAUUUUGAGUGAUGGCUUUCUGGUGCCAAUUAUUUACUGUCUUAAAACAGCCGAAGUUUGAAUGUACGUAAGCUUCAAACAAUUAUUCGUGCUAACAUAUAACCAAAUGGAUUUUACGUGUCCUUGACUGUCCUCUCAAAAACUUUGAAAAUUGACGUACAUCAUAGGCGGAGAUUGUGGGGGGAGCAGUGCCACCUCUAGUGUCCGAAAAAUGUCAUUGCAUGUAAUUGACUUUCCUACAAAUGAAUUUAAAAGGGAAGUUAAACAAUUUUGACAUAAAGCUUUGUCUUCGAGUUAGCGGGGUGUGAUUAGUCGGUAGAGUUGAAUUCAACAAAUUCUGUCCAGUUUGUUAGUUACCGUAUUGGCCUGAAUAUAAAACGGCCCUGAUUAUAAAACGACUGCCUCUUUUUCAAGACUCAAGUUUGAAAACAGACUUUUUGAACACCAAAUUAUUUUUUAUACAGAAAAUAAUUACAGCACACCUGAAACAAAUGAUUUUAACAAUAUAUUUGAGGGGAAAAAAAGCAUGUUAUUUUGCCUCAUUCAGAUCUUAAUAUCUGAACAUUUAAAUAUGUAAACUAAAGUGCAAUCACAUUCGUAAAUAAAUGGCUUCUGGUUUUUUAAAUGUAACACAACAAAAUUGCAAUAACUGCAUUAAUCAUCAAAGUGAAGUCUAACUGUAACUGUAGUCUUGAAACAAAUCUGAAUAAGGAAAAACAUUGCAAUAAAAUAAUGCAAACUGGUUAAACUUGAGAGUAGCUGAGAUCUGUCAUGACAGAACAUCGCUUCAAUGAUAUCUGCCGCCAUCUAGCGUCUUGAAUGGGUAUAACGUCUAGACAGCAAAUAUAAGACGACCCCCACUUUUUCAGUCUUAUUUCAAUGCAAAAAACACAGUCUUAUAUUCGGGCCAAUACGGUAUUUGUUAGGUUACAUCUACACUAGGACGGAUAGUGGUCUUAAACGUGUAAUUAGUUGGACUGAAAAAGCGGCAUGGAAAAUGAAUGAAUGAAUGUACGGCAUGUCGGCUACACUCGUAUGCCUAUUAUCUGGAUUAGUUGUUUUACGGAUAAUGUAGGUGGGUAACAUUACCCGCCACCUACUAUGGCCUGCUGUACAACGAUCGGAUAUCAUACUAAGGAAGUGACGUCAUGUCGUCUCCAUUUUUAGUGCAGCAUGACAGCAUGGUAAACAAUAGAGGUAUACCAGAUCACGACAUGGUAUUCCUGCUCCUCUUUUCCACACAUUUUCUUGAACCUUCGAACUACGUCUCAAUAAUAUGCUUCAUUUCAGUGCCUAUUUGUGGUCCUCCCAUCGCGGAUAACGCGGAGAUGAGCAUUUUUUACAGAGCUCGUCUCCCGUGUUCGCGUUCUCUCCGAUCAGCCAGCUAUGGGUUCGGCCCCUCCUAACUCUAUGCCGACCGAACAUGAGUAUAUAAAAAUGUGUAGAGGAAAAUUAAACCCCAUAAGUGACCUGCGUGGUACCCCCUGUCAAAGAGGCGCGCGAUUUUUCCAUGACAUUUCUGCCUGUCAAAACUGUCGCCACUUCCAGGAUUGCCACUGCUGUGCACAAGCACUCCUGGUUGCGGCUUUCAGGAAAUAUGCGCAGUGCCACACCAUAUGCUUCUAUUUGUUAUUUUCCUAGUGGUGAGAGUGCAACUGAGCAUCAAUUGUAACAUCCCGAGUAAGUAGACAGGUAUAAAAAUAGUCAGCGAAAAAUCCCUGGAGAAAAUUAUCUGUCCUAGUGCAGACGUAGCCUUAGUUUCAGGAAUCCGGAAUGGCUAAGAUAGCGCGAGUCAAUGGUUCCUGCUUGUAUUCCAAUAAAAAAUGAUAUAUGCACACAUGAGAAUAACCGAUGACACAUGCAAUCCAUAGCAUUGGCUAUGUUUUCAGGAUAAAGUUGUUAAAACUUAUCAUUGCAUGUCAAUAAUUGUAGUAUGAACAGCAACAUUUGUAAUCCAGUAGCUAUGCAGGGAGCAGGCUGGCUAGGCAAGCAGGGCGGAGUGAAAUCAAAUCGGUGUUUUUCACCGCUGAUUUUUUUUUUUUUUCGUGGGAAUGAAACUGACUCCCUGGCAGACUGAGCACAAGAGGCCAAAGCACUCCUCUCUAUUGAGGUCGCAUUAUGCAUUUAAAAAAAAAUAGUCCUGCAGAAUGAAAUUAACCCGCCUGGGUAUUUCGAACAGUAAUCUGAAUUUUGAAUUUAUUUGACGAUGUUAGAUCUGUUAAUAUCGUUUCUUAUUGGCAGGCACCAUUGAUUCGCGCUAGCUCAGCCACUCCGGAACCCUGAAACAAACAAAUAACUGACAAACUGCACGGAAGUUGUUGAAAUCAACUCCACCGACUAACUCCCACUAACUCAAAGAUUAACCCUAAUGUAAAAUAUAUUUAUAUAUAUUUUUUGAGGUAAUUUUACUGCUGAAGUAUUUUCUUAAGGCAUGUUUUAGUUCGUUCUUCCUGUAUGCCCCCCCCACCCCACACAAAAGUCAAACUCCGCCUAUGAUGUACAUUAUAUUCACAUUAUGUUAACUUCGGUACUUUAAGUAGCCCAUAACAAUGUGCAUUAUUAAUUUGUAUAUACGUACAUGUUGCCUAACUUACCUACCAUAGUAAGAAAUAACUGUAUAUUUUUUGGUUGGCAGCCUUUUGUAACGCUGUUGUUAAUUUGGACAUCAAGGUGUGCGUUUGAAAAUUGGCGAUUGUUUUUGCUUGUAUGUUGCUCUAAAAAGCACAAAGUAACAAGGUGUAGUAGAAAAGUAUCCUCUGAUAUAGAACGUAAUGUGAAAUCAUCCUUAAACUUCCAUUUUAGUUGUAUUUAAAUGAAUCUAUAUAUAUUACAUUGGCGAAUUACAUAUGCAUGCGUAUUGCAGGGGUAGACAAUAAGGGUAACUUUUGAAGUUUACUGGCCCCGCUUUCAAAACCACUGGCCCAGGUCAAUGUGUCAGUUAAUGAUCCCAAUAAUCACAAAAAAAGAACAAUUUGCUUGAAUAACAUUUUUUUAGGUAGAUUUAAUGAAAAGUGGAGCAAAACGGUGCAAAAACAUGAAUCUGGCACAAUGAAUCCUAUUCCAAUUCUAUAAUCACAUCACACAAUUUUGGCUAACGAUUUUCAAGUUAGACCGUCGUUAUGACGAAAAUAUUUUCUCUGUGGUCACGCGGAUAAAAUAUCACUUUAUGUUCAUAUUAUAGGUUUAAUUCUCGUUACCUUUUCUCUAACUUGUCUGCAUAUGUGGGCAUUGAUCUGCACACAUGACAGUAACCCUUGUUUUUUGUCUAAUUGUAGCCAAGCCAGUUCCAGCGUUCUCACCACUGGGUCUGAAAGUUUCUCUCCCUUUUCAUAUUGGAUUUCGCUUUCCCUUAACUCCUCCGGUGAUUUUCUCUUUCUUGAGUGGUCUUUUUUCCCUGGUGCUCGCCCGGGUGCUGGGGGUUUCAGAAACAUGUCUUCUUGUAGUAUAACGCUAAGUGGUGUUGAAGGAGGCUACUUUGUCUCUUUGUCCUUCGCGUGUUCUUUGAAUUUCAGGUGGUGAGAAUGUUUCUGAUAAGGUGGUCAACAGGUACCCUUUGUCAUUGUUCAAAGUAAUAUUUGGACCACACAAACAUUGCCAAAAAUGGGCAUGGCACAAUACUCUAUAAUAAAGUCUUCAAUUGGUACUGAGAUACUGACAAUCAAUCAGCAGCAGUAAUCAGGUUGUGCGCGUUCAUGCGGGAGCGAGCGAGCUAAUGAGGUGUGUUUACACCCCACAGAGAGUAACGGCUGGUUGCAUAGACUGUAUGGUUGUCUUUAAUUGGGAUUAGUGGCGUGAGAAGUGGGGUGCUGAGGCUUCUGCAGCACCUCCUGGUGUUGGGUGGAAUUUUUUUUUUCUUAAAAAUUAAUACAGUUGUGGUCAAAAGUUUACAUACACUUG